Molecule: messenger RNA, 1742 nt
Organism: Zingiber officinale
Lineage: Eukaryota; Viridiplantae; Streptophyta; Magnoliopsida; Zingiberales; Zingiberaceae
Product: AP2/ERF and B3 domain-containing protein Os01g0141000-like
Exons: 1
Coding region: 239-1249 (336 amino acids)
Biological process (GO): regulation of DNA-templated transcription
Molecular function (GO): DNA binding; DNA-binding transcription factor activity
Source: RefSeq, a predicted model, not a curated record
CCUUGCCCGCAUAAAAGGAAGGUCUCAUUUACUACUGACCAUGGCUCAUCAAGUGAGUUGAACCCAACCAUAACAGAAUGCAAAAUUCUAUGAGUAUCCGCGCAGAAAAUUCUAUGGGGGGAUCGGUUUCAUCCAUUGGAUCGCUUCAUCAUCAGCUGCAGGAUGACGUUUGCUCCAAUUGGACGGCUAGAAAAAUAUCCUUCAUAGGACAUUUUGUGGAGCCGCCUGCAGAAAAUCUAUGCGUUCCAUUAGAUCUCUCAGCCCGCUGUUUUAUGAAAAGAUGUGCAUCAUUUUCUAUAUAGCAUCAGAAAUCCACAUCGCCGGCAUUCCGACUCCUCGAUCGUUCCGGAUGGAGACGAGCUGCGUCGAGAACAGGCAGUGCGAGGUGAUCGAGCCCGAGGUGAGCUCCGAGUCCGGCGGGACGUUGGCUGCGGCGCCGGCGCAGCCGGAGUACAUGGGCGUGGUGCCGCUUCCCUAUGGCCGCUGGGGCGCGCAGUUCUACGACAGGGAGAGGCGCGUGUGGCUGGGCGCGUUCGACGUGAAGGCCGAGGCCGCGCGCGCGUACGACGUGGCCGUGCGGCGGUUCCGCGGCUGCGGCGCCGUCACCAACUUCGAGCCCCUGGAGGCGGAGGAGCUCGCCUUCCUCUGCUCCCGGUCCAAGGAGGAAAUCGUCGACAUGCUGCGGAAGCAAACGUACCGCGACGAGUUGAAGCUGGUCAGGAACAGAGGAGCGGCGGCCGCGGCGGGGGCGGAACAGAGGAAGCCCCUGUUCGAGAAGGCCCUGAUGCCGAGCGACGUCGGGAAGCUGAACCGGCUCGUCAUCCCGAAGCACCACGCGGAGAAGCACUUGCCGCUGCGGGAGGACGACAGGGGCGUGGUGUUGAGCUUCGAGGACGAGCGCGGCAAGGUGUGGCGCUUCCGCUACUCGUACUGGAAGAGCAUCAAGACUUACGUGCUGACCAGGGGAUGGAAUUGGUUUGUGAAGGAAAAGGGGCUCCGGGCCGGCGACGUGGUGACUUUCCACGGCUCCACCUCCGGCGAAGAGAAGCGGCUCUUCAUCUUCCCGCGCGGGGGGCGCGUGGCACCGGCGGCUGCUACUCGCUCCAUCAGGCUGUUUGGUGUUGACAUCGUUGGUGGUGCAAUUGGCGCCGCCGCCACCGCCGCCGCCGUUGGGAUUAAGAGGAAGAUAUCGUGCGAUGAUAGAAGUGAAAGUUCAUGUGACGAUGCAGGAGCAGAUCGAUUAAAAUAGCUUUCGAUCAUUAUAUAUAUAUAGAUAGAUAGAUACCAAAAUCUGUUAUUUUUGUGUUUGGAUUUGUAAGUUCAUCAGUUCGUGCGAUGAUUCUUAUGUCAUCCAAGACAGCUUGGCAAUAUUGAUUUAAUAAGCUUGAAUGCAAUAAUAUUCAUAUUUAAUAAAAUACUAAUAUAGGAUAUUUCAAAAUGCAAUAUGAUGUCAUAUGAAAUAAUACUUUCAAAAAUUAACUAAAAAUUAGUUAUAAUUGUUUGUGAUGAAUUGUUUCAAAAGUUAAAAUAUGCGAUGCAGUUGUUAAAAAUUGAAAAUAUUUUAUAGACCUAUCGAAUUAUUAAAGGGUUGCUAGAUUUAAUCAACUCAUAUAGGUCACAAUUAUCUUUCCAUUUAAUUUUGUUUAACCACGAUUAUAUAUUGAAAAUACUUAACUAUUGUAUGCCAUUGGUACUGGAAUAGCAUCAAAACGUUUUGUACCAAAUUAUAGACGUCAUUAUGA